Messenger RNA from Micropterus salmoides (largemouth bass), 2791 nucleotides. RefSeq lists its product as uncharacterized. Gene Ontology annotation, cellular component: cytoplasm. Gene Ontology annotation, biological process: vesicle-mediated transport; protein transport; small GTPase-mediated signal transduction. Gene Ontology annotation, molecular function: Rab GDP-dissociation inhibitor activity. The coding region runs from base 1149 to 2480 and encodes 443 amino acids. The transcript has 11 exons. The record is from RefSeq and is a predicted model, not a curated record. Lineage: Eukaryota; Metazoa; Chordata; Actinopteri; Centrarchiformes; Centrarchidae.
UUUUUUUCGGAAGGUAGGCGUCAGAAUGCGAGCGUAAUCUUUCAUCACCAAACGGACAUACCGGUACACAAAUGCGCCACAUUUAUGACAACAGGAACACAUAUUUUUUACAUUUUGUUAUAGAUUAAACCAGUUAGGGGUUCCUGUCAUGUUUCAGGUGAGUACCAGAGACAUUUCCCCUGUAACUGGUCCAAAAAGAGAAAAUUAGCCAAUAUUUUACCCAAAAAGCAAAGCAAAAAGGGUGCAUUUAUACCACUAAUACUUUUACUUUUGAUACUUUAGGGAGACCUAAAGGGAUAGUUGUAACAUUUGUCUGCUAUUAAAUGAUGUAAAUGUCAUCUCUGCAACACAGACAGAAAAUGAAUGGUUUAGUCUCAAACACAAGAAGUGAAACGUUACUAUUCACCCCAUAGUCUGGGGUGAAAGGUUAGAUAUGGAAUCUAAUAAAAACAUGAUAAUGAACGUUUUUUACUCAACACUUUUUUUGAUUUCUGGUUUUUAUUUUACAAAGUUUGUGUGUUUGGGUUUGUGUGAAUUUACCGUCAGUCAUAGUAGUUAUGUGAGUCACUAAUAUCACUGACAGUAGUCGUGAACAUGACACAUUUUGUCAAAUGAUCAAAUUUGACAAAAUGUGCAAAUGUGCACAAACUUAAACAUUACAGUGUUUGUCAGACACAUACUGAAAUAUAAAGAAAAAAAAUAAAUACAACAAAACAUUUUUAAUUGUUGUUUCAACUAACCCAGACUCUUGUGAUUCAUAACUUGUUCCUUCAUCCCCAGCCCCCCUUACUUUAUGCUGAUAAUAGCUUACUUGUGUAAUACAGAAUAAUUUUGAAUGGCGGAUCUGAAUAGUUCUUUCACCAUUGAUAACACCAUCUUCAUUCAUUACACACACACACACACACACACGCACGCACACGCACACACACACACAAGCAUAGAUGGGCCAGUCUUAAGAGGAUUAUUGCAAAGAGAACACAAAGCAAUUACUGUCACUUGUUGUCAUCAUCAUACCUGUGUCUCUCUAUAUACACACAUACACGUAUGCACACACACACACACACACACACACACACACAUUCACAAUACUGCAACAGGCUACACUCCUGAAAAGCACUCAGUGAGAAACAGGUGGGGAGACUGUUAGGAUGCAGGAAUAUGAUGUUGUUGUGCUUGGAACUGGUCUUAAGGAAUGUGUCCUUUCUGGUUUAAUGUCUCAAAGUGGGAAAAAGGUUCUGCACAUUGACAGGAAUCCUUACUAUGGAGGAGAGAGCGCGUCCAUUUCUCCCCUGGAGGAGCUGUACAAGAAGUUUAAGGUUCCAGGUCCUGCCAAGUCUUUGGGCCGUGGAAAAGAGUGGAAUGUUGACCUUGUCCCCAAAUUCUUUCUUGCCAAUGAUCAGCUGGUGAAAAUCUUGGUGCACACUGAAGUUACUCGGUAUAUGGACUUCAAAAUUGUUGAAGGCAGCUACGUAUACAAAACAGGCAAAGUGCACAAAGUCCCCGGCACAGAGGAAGAAGCCCAUGCUUCAGAUCUGAUGGGCAUGUUUGACAAGAGGAGGUUCAGGAAGCUGCUGCUCUUUGCCAUGAACUUUGACGUGAGGAACCCUCGGACCUACCAGGACAUAGAUCCUAACAAAACGACCACACGGGACCUGUUCUGCCGCUUUGACCUGGGACUAGAUGUUAUGGAGUUCACAGGUCAUGCCAUAGCCUUACACAGCAGCGAGAGUUACCUGGACCAGCCAUGUUUGGAGACCAUCAGAAGGAUCAAGCUGUACUGUGAGUCUCUGUCCCGCCACAACACCAGUCCAUACCUCUACCCUGUGUAUGGACUGAGCGAACUACCACAGGGAUUUGCCAGACUGAGUGCAGAGUACGGAGGGACCUUCCUGCUGAACAGAUCCGUGGAUGAGAUUGUGAUGGACAACGGCAGGGUCACAGCUGUGAAAUCUGAGGGGAAGCUGUUCCACUGUAAACAGCUCAUCUGCGACCCCAGCUAUGUCCCUAACCGAGUGAGGAAAGUCGGGCGUGUGAUAAGAGUCAUCUGUUUAUUAAAUCAUCCGGUCAAAAACACCCACGAGGCAAACUCCUGUCAAAUCAUCAUCCCUCAAACACAACUCAACAGGAAAUCAGACAUUUACAUUAGUGUAGUGUCCCACGUCCACAAUGUGGCCUCAGAUGGGGUGUACAUCGCCACAGUGAGCACAACUGCAGAAACCAGCAACCCAGAGAAAGAAGUUCAGCCAGGCCUGGAGCUUCUCGAGCCCAUCAUGCAAAAAUUUGUUUCAGUCCGCAACCUGCUGGUUCCCAAUGAAGAUGGAAAAAAGAGUCAGAUCUUUGUGUCCCGCUCGUAUGAUGCAACAAACCAUUUUGAGUCGGAGUGUGAGGACAUCAAAGACAUGUAUCGCCGGAUCACUGGCGCAGAGCUCUGCUUUGGAGGAUCACAGAGACACCAGUCUCACAACUCUGAUGAUGGCUGAGAAAGAUUUUCAUUGUUAGGGCCAGCUGGGAGGCCAAAAUAACAAAAUGGAUGAUUAUACCACUGCACAGCUGUAACGCAGAGGGUGUUAUGUAGCAGGUAGAGUGAACUGUGAGUGUACUACGUAAAUGUUGCAUGUCUUUUUGUGUCCUCUAAUUUGUUUGCUAUCAUAUCUCCCUUUUGUGAAUUUCUGUAAAGCAUGACGCUGCUCAGUAAAACGUCUUUUUCUUUUGUCCAAUCUGCCGUUGCAAUAUUUUGGUAUCAGACAAGGUAAUACUCUGUAACUAUCAAUACAACUAAUUUCACUACAAA